Messenger RNA from Felis catus (domestic cat), 1428 nucleotides. Its product is annotated as protein shisa-like-1. The transcript has 5 exons. Lineage: Eukaryota; Metazoa; Chordata; Mammalia; Carnivora; Felidae. The coding region runs from base 937 to 1428 and encodes 163 amino acids. The record is from RefSeq and is a predicted model, not a curated record.
CUCAGCAUCGCAGGCCCUGGCGCAGGCGCUCUCCGGAAGGUGCAGGAAGAACGUGGCGGGGCUCCCUGGGAGGCCACAGUCUCGGGGAAGGAGGAAGACAAACAAGAAAUAAGACAGUGUCCUCACAGUGUGCCACAUCCAGGGCUGGAAGACAUAGGGGGCUAUGGUACCUUGGAGGAAGGGCGUUCACCUAGCCUCUGGGGUCAAAGACAGCCUCUCCCAGGAGGAUCCUCUCCUCCCAUGAAAAGACAACCUUCAAUCUGUCAAUGCUCUGAAAAUUCUCAAAGUGGUCCAAAAGCGGUUUUCCCUGCAGGGAUGGGACUGGGUGCUAUGGGCAUGGGAGCCUCACCUUUGGGCCUGAUCUUCUGGAAAUUGGAGCCUACACUAGAAGCCUGCCCAGUAGACUCACAGGCGGCAGUGAUGUUUCUGCAAGACCUGUCUUCUUUGUUCUCAGGUGCCUAGACAAAAUGUUUGCAUUUCUUUCUUGUGCCAUAAGUGUUCCUGCUUCAGUCCCCAGGCACCUCCUGUGGGCCCCUCGGGUGAUAACUGUUGUCUUGCUGUUCUGGGAGCGUGGCAUUGUCAGGCCUCAGUAGGCCCUAGGAUAACGCUUAACACUGCUGGCUGGUGGCCAUCAGCCUCCUAGAGAAAUCCCCUGUCACCGCAGAUGGUAUCUAUGAGGUUUAAGGGGCAAGAGAGACCCGGAGACCCUGGAAGAGCUUCUCCUGUGCACUGGGACUGGCUAGUUGUGAGCUAGUCUUGGUGGUUGUCAUGAUGCAGAAGUUAGGAAGGAAAGCUCCAGAGCUGUCACUGAGGUCCCUGGGGCCUGAAAUGGAACGAUCCGAAUUCCCAAGGCUUCCACAACAGCCUGGAAGCCAUGGCUUAGAAAGAGAGAUGUCGGGGUUCCCACCGCCAGGACCGGGGUGGAGGUGACCGCGCAUGGACUUUCAGAGGAGGCUGGGCCUUUUGCUCACAGCCCUCAGCGCGGGGCUACUGCUGCUUUUCAGCUGGGUGACGCUUGCUCAGCCCAUCUCUCUUUCAGCACUGGCCCACCACCCCCACUUGUGCCAGACUAGCUGGGAUGCUGAUGGCCGCCACUACCCCGGUUUUUUCUGUCCUCGGCUGUCGGAUACCCCGGAGGAAGCUUACUGCUGUCACCUGCAGUCUGCAGGGGGCUCCUGCUGCACCCGGGCUGAAUUUGAGGCCUUGUACCAGGUCAACCUGUCCGCCCUUCCGCCCCCACCCCUCCUCAGGGGCCGGGGUCCGCUCCUAGCGCUGGGCCUCUAUACCCUGCUGCUCGUGGCCCUGAUGACCGCCGACCUCGUGCACUUCUGCCGCAGUCGGGCAAGGGGUCGGCGCCCAGGCAGCCUCGGGCCUCCCUCUGGGUCCUCUGCCGCGCGCCCCCUGCGGAUCUCGGCUGGAACACACUAG